GCAGAAGAGAAGAGGUAAUGGCAGUUCAAGGCUCUCUGGUGUUGGUGUUGGUGUUUGGUUUCACAGUGCUAGUGAAUCUGUAUGUUCACGCAGCUGCUGUUGUUCCAAGUAAUGUCUCUGUUCCGUUCAGCCGGAGUAGCUUCCCGGAAGGUUUCAUUUUCGGGACCGCAUCCGCUGCUUACCAGUAUGAAGGUGCCGCAUUUGAGGAUGGUAAAGGCCCAAGUAUUUGGGACUAUUUCACUCACAAAUAUCCAGGUAAAAUAGCGGAUCACAGUAAUGGAGAUGUGGCUGUUGAUUCAUAUCAUCGUUAUAAGGAAGAUGUGAGUAUAUUGAAGCAAAUGGGAUUGGAUGCCUAUAGAUUCUCCAUCUCUUGGCCCAGAUUACUACCCAAGGGAAAGCUUAGUGGAGGAGUGAACAAGGCCGGCAUCAGAUAUUAUAACAACCUCAUCAAUGAGCUUCUAUCCAAUGGUAUCCAGCCCUUCGUGACUAUCUUUCACUGGGAUAGUCCCCUAGCACUUGACAAGGAGUAUGGUGGUUUCUUAAGUCCUCACAUCAUAAAUGACUAUAGGGACUAUGCGGAUCUUUGCUUUAGAGAAUUUGGUGACCGUGUGAAGCAGUGGAUCACCUUCAAUGAGCCAUAUAUCUACAGCACUUAUGGAUAUGCCACAGGCAAUUUGGCUCCUGGUAGAUGCUCUAAAGAGGUGAAUUCAAAUUGUAUUCCUGGGAACUCUGGGACUGAGCCCUACAGGGUGGCUCACCACAUACUUCUGUCUCAUGCUGCUGCAGUAAAACUGUACAAGAAAAAGUAUCAGAAAUCUCAAAAGGGAAAGAUAGGAAUCACAUUGGUGUUACACUGGAUGGUACCAUUCUCAAGCAGCAAAUCUGACAUUGCUGCCGCCCAUCGAGCUAUUGAUUUCAUGUUCGGAUGGUUCAUGAACCCAUUGACCUAUGGUGAAUAUCCCCAAAUCAUGAAAUCUCUUGUUGGUGAUCGGCUACCAAAGUUCUCGAAGAAACAAUCUCACAUGGUUAAAGGGUCAUUUGACUUCCUUGGAUUAAACUAUUAUACUGGAAUUUAUGCAGCUGAUGUAGAGAGCAGUACUGGUACCAAUAUAAUCUCAUCCACAACAGAUUCUCGUGUUAACCUUACAUUUUCAAAGAAUGGGGCACUCAUUGGUCCAGCGACUGGUUCAGAUUUAUUCUAUGUCUAUCCGAAGGGAAUUCGAGAAAUUUUGAUCUAUACAAAGAAAAAAUACAAAAAUCCCACUAUUUUCAUUACUGAAAAUGGGUUUGGUGAGGUUAACAAUAGCAGCCUACCCUUGCAAGAAGCUCUCAAGGAUGACAGGAGAGUUGAUUUUUACCAUCGCCAUCUAUGGUUUCUUAGAAAGGCCAUCGAGGAUGGUGUGGAUGUGAGAGGAUACUUUGCAUGGUCAUUGUUGGACAACUAUGAAUGGAGUAGCGGCUACACGAUUAGAUUUGGCAUUAACUAUGUAGAUUAUAAAGACGGGUUGAAGAGAUACGCAAAGCACUCGGCCAUUUGGUUCAAGAAAUUCCUCAAGAAAUAGAAUUUAUUAUUUUUAGUAAUUUCGUUUUAUCCCCUCCACCUAAUUGAUUGGGGCUGGAUGGGAUGAUC
This is a messenger RNA of Telopea speciosissima, 1630 nucleotides long. Its product is annotated as beta-glucosidase 12-like. Bases 18 to 1562 code for a protein of 514 amino acids. The transcript is spliced from 13 exons. Gene Ontology annotation, biological process: carbohydrate metabolic process. NCBI's taxonomy places the organism in Eukaryota, Viridiplantae, Streptophyta, Magnoliopsida, Proteales, Proteaceae. The record is from RefSeq and is a predicted model, not a curated record. Gene Ontology annotation, molecular function: beta-glucosidase activity.